AUGUACAAUGGAAAGAAGACAGUCUCUUCAAGAAGUGGUGCUGGGGGCCCCUCAGCUGCACCUCAACCCCGCUGCGCCUCGGCCCAUGGCCGCCUACCCGUGCCGCCCGGGCCUGGCAACUGCCCUGCCACGGGUGCCAUGCUGCCGGACCAGAGCUUCCUGUGGAACGUCUACCAGAGGGUUGAUAAGGACAGGAGCGGUGUGAUAUCUGACAAGCUUCAGCAAGCACUGUCCAGUGGCACCUGGACUCCGUUUAACCCAGUGACUGUCCGAUCGAUCAUAUUCAUGUUUGACAGAGAGAACAAGGCCGGCGUGAACUUCAGUGAGUUCACUGGCGUCUGGAAAUACAUCACGGACUGGCAGAACGUCUUCCGCACAUACGACAAGGACAACUCAGGCAUGAUCGACAAGAAUGAGCUCAAGCAAGCCCUCUCAGGUUUCGGGUACCAGCUCUCUGAUCAGUUUCACGACAUCCUCAUUCGGAAGUUCAACCGACAAGGCCGGGGGCAGAUCGCCUUCCACGACUUCAUCCAGGGCUGCAUCUUGCUGCAGAGGUUGGCAGAUAUAUUCAGACGCUACGAUACAGACCAGGACGGCUGGAUCCAAGUGUCAUAUGAACAGUAUCUGUCCAUGGUCGUCAGCAUCGUAUGA
Molecule: messenger RNA, 651 nt
Organism: Budorcas taxicolor (takin)
Lineage: Eukaryota; Metazoa; Chordata; Mammalia; Artiodactyla; Bovidae
Product: programmed cell death protein 6-like
Exons: 1
Coding region: 1-651 (216 amino acids)
Molecular function (GO): calcium ion binding
Source: RefSeq, a predicted model, not a curated record